GCUUCCUUCUGGUCCAUCUUAUAUGCCAGUCAUCCAGGUACUUCUCAUAUCCUCGGCGGAGGCUGGUCUAUUACAGCCACUAUCGUCGCCGCGCCGGCAUGCUUCACGUUCGGGAACGCUAGCAUUCCUGUUUAUCCCUGGCUUUACCAACAAGGCUGGUCGAAACAUGGAGGCUGA
Messenger RNA from Neurospora hispaniola, 177 nucleotides. RefSeq lists its product as uncharacterized. The record is from RefSeq and is a predicted model, not a curated record. The transcript has a single exon. The annotation marks the transcript as partial. NCBI's taxonomy places the organism in Eukaryota, Fungi, Ascomycota, Sordariomycetes, Sordariales, Sordariaceae.